AUGGCCGACCACACUGGCAGUAGCCAGGUGGCCGGUCCAUCGCUUCGGGCCGACCCGGUGCCGCCACCAGACCGUGACGAGUCGGAUAGCGACUCAGUGUCCGACCGUGGUAGCACCGCGGAUGGCCCCAUCGUGAGCCGCCGGCAGCCCGCGUUAGAGGGCCACACGCUAGUGUUCUGGCUCCCUCUGCCCACUACCGUCGAGUGCCCGCACGCCGACUGCUCGGCCAAAUUUCGCGCCAAGGUGUGGACGAGCGCGAAGCAAUCCAUCACCCGUCACCUCCGUGAGUUACACGCAGAGGCGGAGGAUACGUCGGUGCGAUGCGUCGGGUGCGGGAUCGUUCUCGGCGUCCGGCCCGGGGCACACAAAUGCCAGGUCCCGAUUGAGGACGCUGCGGACACAGCGGACCGCUUCACGUGCACGGUGGCCGGUUGCCCCGAGUCUUUCCCCAGUAAGCAGGGACUGACCAACCAUCUGCGCAACCACCGCCGUAUCGACGCACUGGCCGCGGCCGCCGUGCCGCUCCCGGUCCCGGCGACGCGUCAACGGUUGCGCUCGGACCGAAACCCCCGCCCGGCGCGCGGAGGAGACGCUCGCGUUCCGGAGGCAGUGGACGUGCCAAGGACACCGGCUGGUACCAGACCGCCGGCAACAGGCGGUACGUCCCCACUGCCACCCACAACCAGUACUGAACCAAGGAUACCGGCUGGUAACAUACCGCCGGACACAGGCGGUUCAGUAUCGACAGCGGGCGCCGCGUCAGGAGGUGCGCCAAGGACACCGGCUGGUGACAGACCGCCGGACACAGGCGGCGCACCCCUGUCACCGCUUCCCACGCUCCUGCCCGCCAGCACGAGGCGUGCGACACCGGUGAGGCCGCGCGGGGUCGGUGACAGACUGUCACUCCCGCUGCCGUCUCUACCUCCGCCACGUCGCGAAUCGCCCAGGAACGAGGGCUACAAUGUUGUGAUUGCGAGCCCGGAGCUGUGGCGGCCGCGUAUUCCUCCACCGACCUCGGAUAGCGGCUCUGACUCGAGUGGGCUGGCCCCGGAGGACGAUGACCUGUUGGACGUCCCCGUGCCCGAGCUCGACGCGGCCGCCGAGGUCCCCGACGAUGGCGAUCACAUUCUGCAACCCGACGACACCACACCCCUGCACGCGUUCCGCGAACGCUUCGCGGACUUUUCCAGAGGUCCGUGCACGGAGGAGGUGUGGUCGCGGUUCGUCGCCCUCGUCGACGAGAUGACCGCCGAGGCCGCGGUCAUUGUUAAACUGCCCGUCAGACCGGAGGGCAGGUCAUCGGGCAACAGGACUGCGAUCGACCCGACAGACGCCAAGGGAAUCCAGUCGCUGUAUAGGCGUAACAGGCGACGUGCUGUCCGGCUGAUCCUGUCGGGUGAGGGGCAGUCGUGCGAGGUCCCCGUUCCGGCCGUUGAGGAACAUUUUCAGAGGACCUGGGCACCCUCAGCAUGCGACCCCAGCAUCUAUGCGAGGGUGGACGGCCGUGACCCGGUACCGAUGGGCCCGUUCCAGUAUGCCGAUGUUUCAAAGCGUCUCGGCAAGUUCGAAAACACGGCACCUGGGGACGACGGGCUCACGUACCGGCACUGGAAGCGGCUGGACCCAGAGUGCACGGUCCUCACGGGGAUCCUCAACACAUGCCUCAGGUUCAAACGAGUGCCCCCAGCGUGGAAGAAAGCCGUCACAAUCCUGAUCUACAAGAAGGGGGCGAAGGAGGAUUUAACCAACUGGCGGCCGAUCUCGCUGAGCCGCACGUUGUACAAACUCUACGUGGGAUGUGUCGCCGGACGGCUGACGGAGUGGCUGGUGGCCAACAACGUCCUGAGCCCGUGCCAGAAGGGGUUUCUCCCGGCGGAUGGCGCAUUUGAGCACGUCCACACCCUCAAUCGUGUACUCGAGAAGGCCAGGACACACGCGGCGGACAAGUGCGUGGCCUGGCUGGACGUGUCAAAUGCGUUCGGGGCGAUACCACACCCCGCGCUCGAGGCAGCGAUCCAGGCCAGUGGAGCUGGAGAGGAUCUCCUUCUGGCAGUGCGGGACAUCUACUCCGGGGCCACGUCCUCAGUCAGUGUGGCCGGUGGAAUGACGGGCGACAUCCCGGUGCGCUCGGGCAUUAAGCAGGGGUGCCCGCUUAGUGGCCUACUCUUUAUCAUGGCCAUAGACCCGGUGGUGGCACGCCUGCAAGGCGCGUCGGCCGAUCAUCGGGUACUGGCGUUCGCGGACGACCUGUGCUUGAUCGCCGACAGCCCGGGAGACCUCCAGUCGGCCAUCGACGCCGCGCGCGUCGGACUCGGUAUGAUCGGCCUCAAACUCAAUGCCAACAAGUGUGCCUCCCUGCACCUGUCCGGUAAGCGGCCCGUCGGUGUUCGGGACACCCAAUUCCGGCUACUCGACUCCCCGCUUCGCCCGCUGGUCGAGGGCGAGGCGGCCACCUUUCUCGGAGCGCAGGUUGGGUUCAACAUCGUGCCGCCCCUCUCCACACUCGCCGAGAUAACGGAAAUCGGCCUCAAAAUAUCCCGCAGCAAGCUGGCCCCUUGGCAGCGCAUUGACGCCCUUAAAACGUUUUUUUACCCGUCCACAGUCCACCUCCAGAGGAUGGGGACGUUUCCUAAAGGUGACUGGGCGAGGGUGGACAAGGUGCUCCGCCCGGAGAUCAAGGCCACCCUGUACCUGCCGCAGGAAGCUUCAGGGGAGUACAUCUACGGAUCGACCAGGCGUGGGUGUUGCGGGAUCAGGCUCUUGGCAGAGGACGCCGACAUCGCCGCCGUGGACAGUGCCUUCAAGCUGGUGUCCUCCCCAGACCUGAGGGUGGCCGAAGAUGCUGCGGAGCACGUGGAGGAGGUGACAAGGCGGCGUAUUUGCAAGGUGCCGACCAUUCAUGAAGUUGCCUCCUACCUGUCGGGUGAGGACGAGGGGGUGUUCCGGGAGUCUCGGGGCACGGGGGUCAGCAGUGUGUGGUCGAGAGCGCGUAACGCCUCUAAGCGUCUGGGGGUCAAAUGGUCGUUGGAUGGGGCCCCGGCGAUCACACACGGGGGAGCAGUGAUGGGGAGGAAGCAGAGGCGGGCGGUCAUGAGGACUGUUCGGGACACUUUGCGGCUCGGCCGAAGUGACGCCUUGAUCGCCAAACCUGAUCAAGGCAGGGCCGUCGAGUGUGCCGCCGCCCACGCGGCCUCAACGCACUUUUUGAAGGAGGGUGACUUCACGAGGUUCGCCGAUUGGCGUUUUGUCCAUCGCGCUAGGCUGAACCUCGUACCGCUAAAUGGCUCUUCGUCAUGGAGGGUCGGUGACCGCAGGUGUCGACGGUGUGGGUAUACAAAUGAAAGCCUAGCCCACGUCGUCGAUCACUGUAUGCGUUACACCGGCCUGUACAUGGCGAGGCACAAUAGCGUUGUCGCCCGAAUCAAGAAGGCGGCGUCCACGAGGUUUGAGGUCCUCUCCGAGAACCAAGCCCUGGGUGACCAGGGUUUGAGACCGGAUUUAGUUCUGAAGAAGGGCCCAAACCUCUAUAUCGUGGACGUAACAGUCCCCUUUGAUAACCGCCUCGCUGCAUUUGAAGUGGCGGCGGCGGAAAAGCGAACAAAAUAUGAGGAACUUAGGGCUUGGCUCGCGGCGCGACAUGGGUGCGAGGCGGUGGUUGUUCCCUUUGUUGUGGGUGCCCUUGGCUCUUGGGACCCGGCCAAUGACGUCUUCCUGAGGAAGCUAUGUAGUCGGUCGUAUGGUACCCUGUUCCGGAAGUUGUGCGUCAGCGACGCCAUUGCAGCUUCCAGGGACGUCUAUAUUGAACACUUGUCCGGGGUCCGACAGGUCAGGGAGUUGCCCUCGUGA
This is a messenger RNA of Metopolophium dirhodum (rose-grain aphid), 3846 nucleotides long. RefSeq lists its product as uncharacterized. The record is from RefSeq and is a predicted model, not a curated record. Bases 1 to 3846 code for a protein of 1281 amino acids. The transcript has a single exon. Lineage: Eukaryota; Metazoa; Arthropoda; Insecta; Hemiptera; Aphididae.